AAAAUCUUCAGAAGAAGUUAAACCGGAUGUUUUGGAGACAAGCUAACUAAAGUAAAUCCUCUGGGUUUUUUCCAGAAAUGUUUAUAUUUAUUUCUACCAGUUGUUCAUAUGUGUAAUUAUUCCCGGGCAUUUCGGACAGCAAAAACCACAUUGUGUCCAUUUAAUUUCUGUUCUGUGUCUCCCGAACCAGGACGCCGUUUAAAGCCUAUUUUUUCUAGUUUGUAACUGCGCGUUGUAAAAAUGUCAAGAAAACCUGAAAAGAAAAAACGAAAACUGCCAAGUGAAAGGGAAAAGGAUUCAAACCGCCCAGAUGAUGAUAAUGAACUGCAGAUUGGUCCCAGCAGUAAAGGCCGUAAAAGAAAAAAAGAUCAUGCGCAUCAUCAGAGGCACACAAAGGAAGAGAAAAAGUCGGAUCGAGAUGACAUCCACAGCUCCCGCCAAAUUAAAAAGCCAGUUUAUAAAAAAGAGCCACUUAAAAAAAGUGGACCCCUGCAUUCACAAAAGGAAAGUUGCUCCAGUACAGCGGGGACCUCACAGGACAUCAAAGCUGUGGAAAAGGAACAGUCAAAGCCCGUUAAGACGAGCUGUGCUGCUACACUAAAUCAGAAAACAGAGAAAACAUGGGAGGACAAGUCAGAUGAAAGGUGCUCUAAGGGCAGCUAUUCCGAAUCAAAACAGAAAAGGAGUCACAAAUUACAAGCUAGUGAACACGAAAACAACAGACAGCAUUUAGGCGGGAAAAGAGGUUCGGUAAGGGAACCUUCUAAAUCAUUAGAUGACUGUACAAAUGCUAGUAACAAAGAAUGUGCCUCUCCUGACCACAAGAAUUUCCCCAAGCGAAGAUGCGAGGAACGUGUCCAAAACUCAAGUGAAACUCCUCAGUCUAACAAGAACAACACUAUGGAUGCAAAACCUGUCACAGUGAAGUCUGAGGCUCCAUCCAGACCCUCUACCUCAGAGAAAUAUCCAGAGAAGUGGAGGAGCAUCCCUUCAACCCCUGAGAAAAACAAAUCAGCAUCACCUGCAGCAGAGCAGCCAGCAUCCACUCCGAAACGCAUAGAUCCUCUAAAAUUUGUGCCUUUUAAAUUCAGGAUCCCAAGAAAGGUUCAAGCUAGACCUGCACAAAGCUCUGAUGGAAAUAAUAACGCUGCUUCAUCAAACCAAAAACUCAAACUUAAGGAUAAUAAAGGACGCUCUGGAGUUGUAGAGAAGAAAGAUGAGAAGACAACUAAGCAACCUUGUAGAGAUUUGGCUGGUCCCUCUGAUUCCCCGAAUAAAGAACAGAAAGAGACAUCUCCUCUGUCUGAUCAGCUUUCUGACCACUCACCAGCAAAAGAAGCUAACUUUGAGCAAUCGUUUGACCAGGGUCAAGUGGCUCAGGAGCUCCAUCUUGCUCGAUCUGAGAAGAGGCUUGAGGUAAACGUGAUGCAGAGCUACGGUGAGCUCACCGCCAUGGACAUAGAUGCUCCUGAUGAAGGACAAGCAGAGAGGCACAGCAGGGAGCCUAAACAGAAAACCCUAAUCCUUGUUUUGGACACAAACGUUCUCCUCAGCCACUUGGAUUAUGUGAAGAAAAUACGAAGCUGUGGCCUUGAAGCGGUAGGUUUUCCUGUGGUCCUGAUCCCCUGGGUGGUUCUCCAAGAGCUAGAUUCCCUUAAACAUAGAAAAGGUCUGUCAGGGUCUGUGGCCCACCUUGCAACUCCUGCCAUCACUUUCAUUUACAACUCUUUAAAACAACGGGACCCCCACCUGUGGGGGCAGUCCAUGCAGCAGGCCACUCAGAUCAGCAAUGGUCUGAAAACGGAGAACAAUGAUGACAGAGUGCUGCAGUGCUGCCUGCAGUACCAGAAUAUGUAUCCAGAGUGUGCUCUCAUCUUAUGCACUAACGAUAAAAACCUAUCCAGUAAAGCUCUGCUGAGCGGUGUGAAGGCUCUCAGCAAGGCCGAGUUAGAGGCAGAGGUCAGGAGCCUUCGGUCUCCACUUUGGUCUCAUUUUCAGCAUGUCUCCUCUCCAGCAUCGGCCACAAUCUGCACACCAAUCCAGCUUCCCGUUCAGAACAGCCACAAUGUCUCUGUAGCCUUCAAAGAGAAAGGUGAGGCAGAAAAAAAAUGUUUGUGGGAAAUUAGGACCUGUGAACUUAAUGUGUUCACCUCCCACCCGUCAAUAAAAACGGAGGCAGGAUGGGAACUUAGCGUGUAUGUCUGUGAACUAGAGGAUUGUCUGCGGGAUGUCCUGUCUGAGGUGUUAGAAAACGAAAUGAAGGCGGCUUAUGGAGACCUCUGGCUGGAGAUUGUUCACAGAAAACCUCCCUGGAGUCUUCAAGAUGUCCUGCAGUGUAUUAAAAAGCACUGGAUUGCUGUCUUUGGACAUAUUGUCCCACGGAAGUUGUCUAAAACCGUUGCAAACCUCAUCAACUUCUUUGGCUCAGGUGAAACUGUCUCUCCUUUAGCCUUUCUGCAAGAAACUAAGGAGCUCGUGGAAGCGUUUGGGAAAAGUUCCAAGCUAGUUCCUAACGCUAUCACUUUGAUUGAAAAUAUUUUGAAUAAGCUACAAAUACAGAGCAAAGGGUCACAGGAGCAAGAGUUGUCAGCCUCUGAUGUUGUCAUGAAGGAUGAGGAUGAUGCAGAUAAGCAGCCUGCAUCGGUUCACGUUUCUCCGCAGGAAGUGUGGGCUGUGUUUGAGAACAUCUGGUCUCAGAUGUACCAAACAAGUCUGGAAGUUUUCAAAGCGCUCAGCUUUGACCCUAGCACCAUGCAGGGUACUUCGCCAAUGGGACGUCCUCCGCCUCCGCAGGAUGCUGUGGCCUGUUUGCACAGACUGUCCUCGAUGGUGUCACAGCUGCUGCAAGCGUUCACCAGGAUCUUGUCUUGCAAUCCAGGCGUAGACGAAGUCCAGACGCUGCUGAAUAUAAUCUACUGCAAUAAGUUUCAGCUUGUCAGUGAAGAUGCCAGAUUAACAACCAAAGACCUUCUGGACUGUUUCUCCAAACCAGACUACAGGGAGAAGCUCUCAGUUGGAGGGAAACAGCUAAUGGACCUGCAAAAGGCCUUGGAUGGUUGUAUUCAGACCACAGGAGAGAACUUCGCCUUUACCACACAGUACUGAUAAACUCAGGGUCUUUGAACACUAAGCAAUAAGAGACCUGUUCCUUGUUUCCAUGUUUUUCUCAACUGUAAGCACCUUCACCAUAACAGAAACAGUGCUGAGACUUUUAAUAAGUCUGAAGGUUUAUUUUCAUGUAGAAAUUUAUUUCUCAGUGUAUAUAUAUAUAUAUAUAUAUAUA
This is a messenger RNA of Cyprinodon tularosa, 3283 nucleotides long. It is a transcript of the gene swt1, whose product is annotated as SWT1 RNA endoribonuclease homolog. Gene Ontology annotation, cellular component: nucleus. NCBI's taxonomy places the organism in Eukaryota, Metazoa, Chordata, Actinopteri, Cyprinodontiformes, Cyprinodontidae. Bases 241 to 3105 code for a protein of 954 amino acids. The record is from RefSeq and is a predicted model, not a curated record. The transcript is spliced from 17 exons.